CAAAAAAAACAAACGCGAAGAAGACUCUGGGUGAAUGAGUCAAGAUGGCGGCUUCCCUGCUUAGGCUCACCCGCGGGACUUUAGGUAGAACCUUGAACGCUGUGAGUCGGAAUGCUGCACUGAUCCCAGCGCGUUGUGAAGCAACAGCAACCGAGACAAGACCUACGGUUAGGCCCAAGGAUGCGGUGACUCAUAACCAGCUGUCUCAGUUUGGGGAAUAUGUGGCUGAAAUUCUUCCCAAAUAUGUGCAGCAAGUUGAGGUCACAUGCUACAACGAGCUGGAAGUUAUGAUCCACCCAGAGGGAGUCGUACCUGUACUGACUUUCCUUCGGGAUCACUCCAAUGCCCAGUUCCGCAACAUGACUGACCUCACCGCAGUUGAUGUUCCCACUAGGCAAAACCGCUUUGAGAUUGUAUAUAAUCUGCUGUCAUUGCGCUUCAACUCUCGCAUUCGAGUCAAGACCUACACAGAUGAGCUGACCCCCGUUGACUCGGCUGUCCCUGUCCAUGAAGCGGCCAACUGGUAUGAAAGAGAGGUGUGGGACAUGUUUGGAGUGUUCUUUGCAAAUCAUCCGGAUCUGAGACGAAUCCUAACAGAUUAUGGUUUUGAAGGCCAUCCAUUUAGAAAAGAUUUCCCACUGUCUGGAUAUGUAGAGGUGCGCUAUGAUGAUGAGCUGAAACGGGUUGUAGCAGAGCCUGUGGAACUUGCACAGGAGUUCAGGAAGUUUGACCUGAACAGUCCGUGGGAGGCAUUUCCUGCAUACAGGGAACCCAAAGAUGCGCCCAAACUAGAGGCCGGUGACAAACCUGCAAAGUAACGUCCUUUCCGAUGUAGUCAAAUGCCUGACACACAUUGACACCUUUCUGCUACCGUAUUUAUGUAAAUAUGAGACCAUGUGUUGACUUAUGUAUCUCAGUCCUUAUUUCAGAGACCUCUCAAGUAUCUGAAUAAAGUGAAUUCCAAAAUAA
This is a messenger RNA of Ictalurus furcatus (blue catfish), 969 nucleotides long. It is a transcript of the gene ndufs3, whose product is annotated as NADH:ubiquinone oxidoreductase core subunit S3. The transcript has 7 exons. The record is from RefSeq and is a predicted model, not a curated record. Gene Ontology annotation, molecular function: NADH dehydrogenase (ubiquinone) activity. Lineage: Eukaryota; Metazoa; Chordata; Actinopteri; Siluriformes; Ictaluridae. Bases 45 to 818 code for a protein of 257 amino acids.